UAUAGAGUGUUACGGAAAUUCAAUAGUACUAAGCAUAUAACUGUGCCAGAGCUCGCACUAAACUUAAGUCGCAUCCUGCCUAAAGCGCCUGUACUGACGUCUGAGGGAAUUAUAAAAACUAUCCAGUUUGUCCUCUUCCUUAGAUAACCUACUUCUAACCUUGUUGCGCCGCCUGUCGGCCGUCCUUGGUUGGCCGGCCGACUUUGCUCGGCGCCACUUACAGUUUACCUAGCCCGACAUGGAUAACCUCACUCGAUUAUGGCGGGUCCGGCGGACAUGCCUCCAAAUGCUAAACGACCGUGGUUACCUCGUCAGCCAGGAAGAGAUUAACACAUCAAAGGACCAAUUCCGCGAUAGAUUUGGCGAGAAUCCCAGGAAAGACGACCUCACCAUCUUGGUGCCCAAGCAGGAUGACCCGACCGAGCAGAUGUUUGUCUUCUUUCCGGAGGAGCAAAAAGUCGGAGUUAAAACAAUCAAGCUGCUUGCGGAGCGCAUGAAGGACGAGAAGGUGAACAGGGCCAUCAUGGUAACCGCCGUCAAGUUCACGCCCUUCGCCAAGAGCGCCCUGGAGGACAUGCGACCCAAGUACUGCAUCGAGCACUUUUUGGAGUCUGAGCUGCUGGUCAACAUUACGGAGCACACGCUGGUUCCGGAGCACCGAAUUCUAAGUCCCGACGAGAAGCGAACGCUGCUGGACCGGUACAAGAUCAAGGAGACUCAGCUGCCGCGCAUCCAGUCCUCGGACGCUGUGGCCCGUUACCUGGGCUUGCAACGAGGCCAAGUGGUCAGGAUUGUACGACCAAGUGAAACUGCAGGACGAUAUGUGACGUACAGGUUUUGCGUGUAACACUAGAACGACGAUGAGUGUGACGACACGGUAGGGUUGGUUACGUGUGUACGGCAUUGUACGGCUGUGCUACGACGGCCAUGCUGCUCCUGGAGGAGAGGUAAAACACAGGGUGUGCCGUUUCGGUGGCUACCCCGUCACCUGGAGAUGGCUGACUUUCUUCGCCGGAUUAUCUGGUUAGGAUGGUGUCAGGAUUUUGAAAUUUCUAUUAGUUAUGAGCGCUCUCCAACUUUCCUAACACGCAUUGGUGAUGUGUGUGAUGGUGGUGGGGGAGAACGGGGGGAAGGAAGGGGCCUGCUGUGUAACCCUGCCUGUGCGAGUCGCGAACGAGCACAACGCCGUGCAGCGAGGGCCCUUUUUCAUUUCGGCGGCGUAGGGUGUCCGGAUCUUGGGGAAAGCUGGGAAAAGAGGUCACGUGAUGAUGAUGACGAUGACGACGACGAUGAAGAUGAUCAGUCGACUGGAUGGAGGGCUGUGCUUUCUAGGGGUUAUGACGAUCGCGGCAGCUUUUUGGUCAUCUGGGUCCUCGUAAAAAAGAGGAGCCCCGCGGAUUCAUAAUUGCUGCGCGGCGACCUGGCUCAAUAUCUUUCGUUCGACGUGUAAAUCUGUUGUGUCUCUUAGCAUUGCGAAAUUGUGGUUGUUAGGGUGGGUUGCGGCCUCACGGUGGCGUUUGGAGGCGUCUGUUUUCUUGGUGUACGCGCGGUCGGUGGUCGGUGGCGUGUGGCGAAGUAUCUGCAGCGCUGUCAUGGAAAGGAACACGG
Messenger RNA from Volvox carteri f. nagariensis, 1608 nucleotides. RefSeq lists its product as uncharacterized. The transcript is spliced from 4 exons. Gene Ontology annotation, molecular function: DNA-directed RNA polymerase activity; DNA binding. Lineage: Eukaryota; Viridiplantae; Chlorophyta; Chlorophyceae; Chlamydomonadales; Volvocaceae. Gene Ontology annotation, cellular component: RNA polymerase II, core complex; RNA polymerase I complex; RNA polymerase III complex. Gene Ontology annotation, biological process: DNA-templated transcription. Bases 239 to 847 code for a protein of 202 amino acids. The record is from RefSeq and is a predicted model, not a curated record.